Messenger RNA from Elaeis guineensis (African oil palm), 817 nucleotides. RefSeq lists its product as uncharacterized. The record is from RefSeq and is a predicted model, not a curated record. Gene Ontology annotation, molecular function: peptidyl-tRNA hydrolase activity. NCBI's taxonomy places the organism in Eukaryota, Viridiplantae, Streptophyta, Magnoliopsida, Arecales, Arecaceae.
GAGCAGAAAAUGGGCCUAAAGCCGAUGAUCAAGUGGUUGAUGAUAUCCAACGGUGGCAAAUUGGCAAGCCCCGGACCGAAAUGCAAGCAUUGUUUCCUUUGCCCGUUCGCCUGGCCUUCCAUACCCCGUCGGGUCUCGGUCUUCGGAGCUAUUUUCCUCGCCGCUCUCAUUCCAGUCGUCCGGUUAGGGUUUCCACCCUUAAUUUCGUCAAGAAGAUGAGCACCUCGACCGCGGUGGCGGCGACGGCCGGAGAGCCCGCUCCGCCUCCGUCCGACGGCGGCGGAGAGCAGGGCGAUGUGAUUGUGCAGUACGUGGUCCUCCGGCGCGAUCUGAUCGACACGUGGCCGCUUGGGAGCGUCGUGACCCAGGGCUGCCACGCCUCCGUGGCCGCCAUCUGGUCCAACCGCGACCAUCCGGAGACCGCAGCCUACUGCUCUGAGUCCAACAUCGACUCCAUGCACAAGGUGACUCUGGAGGUGAAGGGGGAAACGCAGCUAAGGAACCUGUCGGAGAAGCUGGAGGCAGGAGGAAUCGGGCAUAAGCUGUGGAUCGAGCAACCGGAGAACUUCCCCACCUGUCUUGCCACCAGGCCAUACCAUAAAUCCCAAGUCGCCUCCUUCUUCAAGAAGCUUAAGCUUUGCAAGUGAGCCAAACAAAGCAUGGCCGGCCAUUGUUUGAUCUCGUUUCUUUUAACAGAGAAUCCACGGUGUUGCUGUGAUUCUUUUCCCUUGCUUCAGAGAAGAAUAUAAGCGUGGAGAUUGUGCUUUAUAAUUUCCAUAGACAUUUAAAAGCAUACUUUGUAUAUUUGCCCGAGGGU